AUGUUCCUCAGCCUUAGGAUGGAAAGGGGUGGGCGAUUGGUCUAUCAAUCUCACAAGAACGAUAUCACCACUCAAUCACUUGAAAUGUUUGUUCGCAUGGCUCGUAAUGAAGACAUCACGGAUAAAGACCACAAAGACACGAAGCAAUCUGUUCCAGACUGCAAAGACCUCUUGUUAGAAGGACUUAAAGUUCUUCAGAAUGAUAUAACUUCGGGAAAAAUAUCUCGACUAAAAUUGCAUUUCUUCUGGGAUGCUCCUGCCGGAGAACUAAACCAAAGUAUUGUCCAAGAAGAUCCAACUGAUCUUGAAGAAGAAGAUCACGAAGAAAAUGAACAAACAGUCACCCCCGAGACUUGUUUUGAAAUGUAA
Messenger RNA from Puccinia triticina, 369 nucleotides. RefSeq lists its product as uncharacterized. The record is from RefSeq and is a predicted model, not a curated record. NCBI's taxonomy places the organism in Eukaryota, Fungi, Basidiomycota, Pucciniomycetes, Pucciniales, Pucciniaceae. The coding region runs from base 1 to 369 and encodes 122 amino acids. The transcript has a single exon.